Messenger RNA from Callorhinchus milii (elephant shark), 1078 nucleotides. RefSeq names its product nucleotide binding protein 2 (MinD homolog, E. coli) (gene nubp2). Gene Ontology annotation, biological process: iron-sulfur cluster assembly. The transcript has 7 exons. Gene Ontology annotation, cellular component: cytosol. The record is from RefSeq and is a predicted model, not a curated record. Gene Ontology annotation, molecular function: 4 iron, 4 sulfur cluster binding; ATP-dependent FeS chaperone activity; ATP binding. Lineage: Eukaryota; Metazoa; Chordata; Chondrichthyes; Chimaeriformes; Callorhinchidae. The coding region runs from base 28 to 882 and encodes 284 amino acids.
UGGCCGACGGCCGCCCGCACCCCGCGCAUGCGCAGUCGGCGGGAGGCGCCCAAGAUGGAGGAGGCGGCGCCGGAGAAAGAUAACCUUGCUUCUGUUGACCACAUCCUUCUGGUUUUGUCUGGCAAAGGAGGAGUUGGGAAAAGCACCAUAACAUCAGAGCUAGCACUUGCAUUAAGAAAUGCAGGAAAGAAGGUUGGAAUCCUGGACAUUGAUCUCUGUGGUCCCAGCAUCCCUCGUAUGCUGAAUACUUUGAAUAGUGCAGUACACCAGUGUGAUGCUGGCUGGGUACCGGUUUAUGUAGACAAAGAGAAAACCAUAUCCGUGAUGUCAAUUGGCUUCCUUUUGGAAACUCAGGAUGAAGCAGUGAUUUGGAGAGGCCCAAAGAAAACUGCUCUUAUCAAGCAGUUUAUCUCCGACGUAGCAUGGGGAGAGCUCGACUAUCUCAUUGUAGACACUCCGCCUGGGACCUCUGAUGAACAUAUCUCAGUCGUGGAAAGUCUUCGCCGGUAUAAACCUGAUGGAGCUGUGCUGGUUACAACACCACAGGCGGUGUCCAUAGGAGACGUAAGACGAGAAUUGACGUUCUGCAAGAAAACUGGACUACCAGUGCUGGGGAUUAUUGAAAACAUGAGCGGUUUUGUCUGUCCUAAUUGUUCAGAAUGCACCAAUGUGUUUUCUACAGGCGGAGGAGAAGCGCUGGCACAGGAAUCUGGAGUUCCAUUUUUAGGCCGUGUUCCUUUAGAUCCUCAGCUGACUCGUAGUCUGGAGGAAGGAAGAGACUUCAUUCAAGCUUUUCCAGAGAGUGCAACCUUUGAUGCCAUCAGUAAUAUAGCACAGAAGGUUUUAAACGAUGUUGGUAAACCUUCUGCGCUUGAUACGUGAGAGCACUCUCUGUAUAUUCGUAUUGGACUCUUGUAAACAGAAGAAGAGGUGUAAAAGACUGCUGAAACACAGAAACAAGCCAGUUUAGAAGGUCUAACGCGUAGUUUGCAGAAAUAGAAAGAAUUGGAAAAUCUGGACCAAUUAUGCCUUUUGAUGUACUUGUUCAAGUAUACAAUAAAAAUGUUUUCUACUGAAA